Catharus ustulatus (Swainson's thrush) is the source of this 1552-nucleotide messenger RNA. It is a transcript of the gene ADPRH, whose product is annotated as ADP-ribosylarginine hydrolase. The record is from RefSeq and is a predicted model, not a curated record. Lineage: Eukaryota; Metazoa; Chordata; Aves; Passeriformes; Turdidae. The transcript is spliced from 4 exons. The coding region runs from base 65 to 1444 and encodes 459 amino acids.
AUUUCCCUGGUGCCACUUUCGAUUCCGAGGGCUCAGCGCGGCUCUCCUGAGGGCAGCCCCGAAAAUGGAAGCCAGCCAGCCUGUCCACCUUCGCCGAGCCGGGCCCGGGGCGCUGCCAGGGACAGCUCGGGGCGCUCGUGAGGAGCAGCCGGGCCCGGCGACACCGUCCCGGGAGGCCGCGCGGGAUCGGCCCGGGGGGAGCGGCCCGGAACGGGCUGAACAGGCCGGAUCCACGCCUGCGCAAGCCAAGCCGAGCUCGAUGGCCUGGGGAAGGUUCCCCUGGGCUCCUCGAAGUCCGCUGGACGUGGUGGCCGUGCUGGCCGGGCUGGCGGCGAUCGGGGGGCUCGCUGUUGUCUUCUACAUUGAAGUAAUCGGACGCAAAAUGUGUCCUAAGAAGGAGGAAAACUAUGUGGCUUCCAUAGUGCUGAGUGCAGUUGCUGACACGCUGGGAUAUAACAAUGGGAAAUGGGAGUUCGAGAGGAGUGGCCCAAUCAUCCACAAGGAGCUGGCAGAGAUGGGGGGACUGGGCAACUUCAGCAUCCAAGGCUGGAGAGUCAGCGAUGAUACCGUGAUGCACUUGGCCACGGCCGAAGCCCUGGUAGCAGCCGGGAAAAACCCAAGCUUACCACAUCUCUACUCUCUGCUUGCAAAGAACUACAAGGAGUGCAUGAAUGACAUGGAGGGCAGAGCUCCAGGUUCCACGUCCCUGGAAGGCACCAGUAAGCUGGAACCAGGGAGGCGGAACGGCUGGCGUAUCCCGUUCAACCCGCGGGCGGGCGGCUGCGGGGCCGCCAUGCGCUCCAUGUGCAUCGGGAUGCGCUUCUACCGCCCUGCCCAGCUGGACACCCUGAUCAAAGUCAGCAUCGAGAGCGGCCGCAUGACCCACCACCACCCCACCGGCUACCUGGGGGGCCUGGCCUCAGCCCUCUUCACGGCUUACGCAGUGAACAGCGUGCCCCCCGUGGCCUGGGGGAAGGGGCUGAUGGAGGUGCUGCCAAAGGCAAAAGCCUACGUGCAGAAGUCCGACUUGUUCGUGAAGGAGAACAUGGAGCAAUGGUAUUACUUCGAAGAGCAGUGGAAGAAAUACCUGGCGGAGAGAGGCAUCUCGGAUGGGGUGUCAUUGCCCAGGUUCCCCUCCAAGUACGGCGUGGCAGAGAGAGACUCGUUCUACACAUCGCUGAGCUACAGCGGCUGGGGGGGCAGCAGCGGGCACGACGCGCCCAUGAUCGCCUACGACGCGCUGCUGGGCGCGGGGGACUCGUGGAUAGAGCUGGCCAACCGCGCCUUCUUCCACGGCGGCGACAGCGACUCCACGGCUGUCAUCGCCGCCGGAUGGUGGGGCAUCAUGUACGGCUUCCAGGGGGUUCCCCCCUCCCUCUACGCCCACCUGGAGUACAAGGAGCGCCUGGAGAAGGUAGCCAAGGAUUUGUACAGCAUCCUCUAAGCAGGAGAUGGUGGGGCAGCCCACAGGCACGCUUACCCAGCAGCUGUCCCGUGCUUGCUCGCUCCGUUUGCAAACUCAAUGGAUUAAAUCUCGUGAAUGUAAGCCAGA